CAACCUGAUGAGCCUUCUCAAGCAAAGAUUUCGAAACAAACACGAAACCCAGCGAAGAUAAAAAGACCUAAAGAAAAAAAAACAGCACGAGAUCAGCGUCAGGAGCAGAAGUGCAAGCAAGAGCAGGAUAUCCACCAAGAGCAGGAACACGAAGAGGAGCUGGUCCUCGGCCAGGAAGAGCAGCAAGCAGAGUUAUUGACGACACAGAGCAGCCACACCGAUCCG
Messenger RNA from Phytophthora nicotianae INRA-310, 225 nucleotides. RefSeq lists its product as hypothetical. The transcript has a single exon. The annotation marks the transcript as partial. NCBI's taxonomy places the organism in Eukaryota, Oomycota, Peronosporomycetes, Peronosporales, Peronosporaceae. The record is from RefSeq and is a predicted model, not a curated record.